UUAAAACUACAGAUUUCUGCAGGUUUGAAAAUACAGUGUCAAAUUAAUUUUUCAGAUGAUGAAGAGCAGCAGCAAAGUGAGGAGGUGCAGGGCGUGGACCUGGGAGACACAGAUGGCAGUGAGGAGGAUGACGAUGAUGCAGAGGAGGAAAGCGAGGUUGAAAGUGGAUCGGAGGAGGAGUCCGGUCUGGAUUCGGAUUCAGAUAGCGACAGUGGGCCGGAUCUGGCCCGAGGUAAGGGCAACAUCGAGACCAGCUCAGACGAAGACGACGAUGACGGGGUGGACGCCAUCCUGAGGAAAGAGGAAGAGGAGAUCGAGCACGACUGGGGCGAACUGUGCAAAGAUGCUCGGCGGAGCGAUGAGGUUUCCACUCGACUCGCCGUCUGCAACAUGGACUGGGACCGCAUGAAGGCCAGAGACCUGCUGGCACUGUUCAACUCCUUCACACCACAGGGGGGCGCUGUGCUGUCUGUCAAGAUUUACCCGUCAGAGUUUGGGAAGGAGCGGCUGAAGGUGGAGGAGACUCAGGGACCGAUGGAGCUGAAGGCUCUGCCUGAAGACUCAGAGGACGACACUGAGGAGGACAGGGUUUACAGGGAGAAGAUGCGUAACUACCAGUUCAAGCGUCUCAGAUAUUACUACGCCGUGGUGGAGUGUGACUCGGCCGAAACAGCCGCUAAGAUCUACGAGGAGUGUGACGGCUUCGAGUACGAGAGCAGCUGCUCGGUGCUCGACCUCCGGUUUAUUCCCGACGGCGUCGCGUUUGCUGAGGAGCCCAAAGACGUGGCGACGGACGUGAAUCUGUUGGCGUACACGCCCAAACUGUUCAGCUCGUCUGCCACGGCCACCUCAAAGGUGCAGCUGACGUGGGACGAGAUGGACCACGAUCGAGUGACCGCCUUCAACAGGAAUUUCAACAAGGACGAGCUGCUGGAGAUGGACUUCAACGCCUACCUGGCCUCCUCCAGCGAAGAAGAGGAGGACGAAGCUGGAGCGGUUGAGUUUGGAGAGCAGGCGAGCGGAGACAGCGGCGGCGAGGCCGAAGCUGAAGAGACAGAAGAGACGAGAGAGGUGGUGGAGAAAGAGAAGAAAACUCCGGAGGAAGAAGAGAGGAAGAAAAAGAAGAAGGGCGAGGAUCAGAUCUCUAAGUACAGAGAGCUGCUGAAAGGUAUCCAGGACAAAGAGAAGAAGCUGCAGCACGACAAAGACAUGGAGAUGGAGAUCACCUGGGUGCCAG
Molecule: messenger RNA, 1237 nt
Organism: Paralichthys olivaceus (Japanese flounder)
Lineage: Eukaryota; Metazoa; Chordata; Actinopteri; Pleuronectiformes; Paralichthyidae
Source: RefSeq, a predicted model, not a curated record